Messenger RNA from Haliotis rubra (blacklip abalone), 3523 nucleotides. RefSeq names its product putative ammonium transporter 3. The record is from RefSeq and is a predicted model, not a curated record. Gene Ontology annotation, molecular function: ammonium channel activity. Gene Ontology annotation, biological process: ammonium homeostasis; ammonium transmembrane transport. The coding region runs from base 445 to 1944 and encodes 499 amino acids. Gene Ontology annotation, cellular component: membrane. The transcript is spliced from 9 exons. NCBI's taxonomy places the organism in Eukaryota, Metazoa, Mollusca, Gastropoda, Lepetellida, Haliotidae.
UUGAAAGCGUCAGUCCGUGUCAGUGAACCUAUCUGUUGGCUAUAUCAAUACGGACUGGACAGUGGUUUCUUCACAGCAGUGGUUUCUGACUUGAUGUCAUUUUUUUCAUCUUGUCGCUGCUGUUUUCUUGGGGAUCACCUUUAAUCUGAACAGGUGUAUUAGACUCAAGUGAUUAUGUGUGUUGAAAUGCAAGGCUGUCCCGUGACUAGACAAACUAUCUCCGUUAUCUAUAAACUGAGUGUGGAUUUAUACUCUUCACAUGUAUAACUAUUGUGUGUUUUCAAUGUCAUUUGAAGACCUUUUACAGCUUGGACAAGGUGUUCAUGUGUUACCAUCCUAGACAGAUGUAAAGACAAUCUUGUUAAAAUGUAUAGCCAUAUAUGAUUUUGUGCUCUCCUACAAAGAGUAGUCCAAAUUUCAACUCCAAAUCGCAAUUGGCUCAACAUGGCGACAAAUACAAGUUCCCUGGAAAUUACGACAGAGUCAACAUUUCCUGCCAAUACAUCGUCGAUGACCACUGUCCAAAGUCAAACAGAGGCUACAGACUUCCGAAACACUCCAACGUGGGACGAUGCUACAUGGAUUCUUACAAGCUCCUUUAUUAUAUUUACCAUGCAGUCAGGAUUUGGGCUCUUGGAGAGUGGAUUCGCUGGAUGUAAAAAUGAAGUUAACGUCAUGGCCAAAAACGUUGCGGACGUUAUUUUCGGAGGGAUAUCCUACUGGAUGUUUGGCUAUGGGUUUAGUUUUGGAACAGACCCGGGAACGAAUGCUUUUUGUGGUAUUGGACGUUUCUUUCUGAAUCCAGAUGACUCUGUAAUGGGCGAGGAGUACUCACGGUUCGUAUUUCAAGCGUCAUUUGCUACAACGGCCACGACAAUUGUUUCAGGAGCUUUGGCGGAAAGGACCAAAUUUACAGCGUACAUUAUAUUCUCCUUUCUCAACACCUUUGUGUAUUGCUUCCCGGCUCACUGGAUGUGGGCGGAGACAGGGUUCCUAAAGAACCUGAACGUCGUCGAUGUCGCGGGGGACGGGCCUGUUCAUUUGGUGGGUGGCAUCACGGCCUUAGUGGCGGCUGUUAUGAUUAAACCCAGAGUGAACAGAUUCACUAGCAAAGACAACCAUCGAAUGGGGAACCCAACCAAUGCUUUGUUAGGAACAUUCAUGCUGUGGUGGGGAUGGCUUGCCUUUAACUGUGGGAGCACAUAUGGCAUAAGUGAUGGGAAAUGGAAGAUCGCUGCCAGGAGUGCAGCCACUACGUUAAUGUCUGCCUCGGGUGGUGGAAUAACGGCAUUCAUCGCCAGUUACAUCGUCAAAAAGAGAGUUUUUGAAAUCGGCUACAUUGUGAAUGGAGUAUUGGGUGCCUUAGUGUCAAUAACCGCCAUCUGUGCCGUGACGGGCACAUGGGAAUCCAUUAUCAUUGGAUCAAUCGGUGCGUUGUUAGCCUGUGGGGCUGAGGCUCUGUUACACCGUUUGCACAUUGACGACCCAGUAUCAGCAUUUCCGGUUCAUGGCGUCUGUGGGGCGUGGGGUUUACUUGCACCUGGAUUCUUUGCACACGAGGACACAAUAACGAUGUCAUUCUCUAAGAUGAACGGCUUAGUUUGGGGCGGAGGGUUCUACCUCAUUGGAGUACAACUUCUGGCAGCAGUAACCCUCAUUGCGUGGUCUGCGCUAGUUUCAUUCUUCUUCCUCAAGAUCAUCGAUCUGACUGUGGGGCUGAGACUGACCCCAGAGGACGAACUGCUAGGAGCGGACUUCGUGGAACACAACAUCGGAAGCAACCGUCAGAUGAUCGAUGGGAAGAUGCCGGAGAGAGAAAACAGCCAGAAUAAAAUAGAGCCUAUGAAUCUUGAAAAUGGCGUCGAGGAGAGGAAAAAGGAAAACAACAAACCAUACUCAUCUCAAAUAUGUUUGAUAAGUUACACAGCCAACAACGAUAUGUGAUCGUAGGAAGGCUAAUGUUCCUGACUGACUGAUGUAACUGACAUGUUAUGUGUGCUGGCGAUUAGGUGCCGCACUCUCAGAGUGUGGGUUAUGUACUUUACUGAGAAAGUGUAAUUCAACGUACAGCAUAUGUUGCAUAUGACCACUUUCUAUACGGCAUUGUGUAUUCAUACAAAUGUCAUUGAAAGAGAAACGUGUUAUCAAAAAUGCAAUUUCAGUUUGGUGCUUGCGAUUUCUGAUUUUGAUGACGACGAUGAUGAUAAUGAUGAUGAUGAUGACGGUGGAGAAGAAGAAACUGUGAUAGCAAAAAGUAAUAGUUGGUGCGAACUUUUAUAUAUUUCCGAAGAAUAGUAAAAGCUCAAAUCGAAACGACAAACACGAAAGUUCAAUAUUUUUUUCGUUCCAACGACGUUAUUGGUACAACGUGAAUACAUGUAAGCAUUGUUAUAUACUGAACGGAUCAUGUUAGAUUCAGUGUGUGGUGGUGGCCAUCCACUGUUGGUAGUAUGCCCUAAGCACUUGACCACUUGUACUAUGUGCGCACACAAUAUUAUAGAGGUGAAUAGUUUACCUUUAACUGGUCAAAAUGCUUUUCACUUUAGAUGUACAUAGUGUUAGAAUUGUCACAAUGUGUGAACAUUCAUUGCUAUACAUUCAUCAUAAUUAACGUUCUCUCAGAUCAGAACCCUGCCUGAGUUGCUAACUGUUCUAACAAUAUCCCCGCUGUAUUACUGUGGUCUGUGGGUAAUCUAGCUAGACUGGGAUAUAAACAACCUCCACCGGUGUAGUAGGGGAUGUCACACCAUCAUCUACUAAAGGUUUUGUAGCCACAUAAUAAUUGCUCACUCAAAGCCUUUUCUUUUGUAUGUACAUUAGAAAGAUGCUUUCGCUGACAUGAUUAGGUAAAGCUUCAUUGCCAACUUAUACAAAACCAAUAUUAACAUCACAUGUUUUUUGUAAAAUUAACACUUGUAGAAGUUUUAAUUCGUUUCUCGGUCAUCUGAAACAAUGGAAUCUUGAUGAAAAAGGUACAUCAAGUUUCAUAUGAAUUACCAUUUUUGAAGUUGAAACUUUGUUUUCUAUCUAUGAUUGUUUGUUACGGUUUUAGUUAUUUUUAGUCCCAGGCACCAUAUGCUGGAAAUUUAGAACCUUUCUUAAAAUGGUUUUAAACCGAGAGAACGCACGAAAUUUCCUUGGUAAAUGUUAUUGUAUUCCACAAUUUGAUAGAGAGUCGUAUACACGAUAAUUCACACAUCUGAAAACUUUAUACGCCUCAGACGUAUAGCUUGCUAAACCAGAGACAAUUCCUUCUACACCAAGUUUGUAUGAUCUGUCUCCCUGCUGUUUCUGACAACCGUCCCUAACUUCAGAGGAAUAUUCAAUAUGUCAUGUUAUAAAAAUAGAUAUUGUGUAACAAUGUACGACUAAGCAUAAAUUCAAGCUUACUUCUUUCAUCUGUGAUGGAGUGUAAAUGAUUGAAUGAUCAUGGCAUGAUCACUUCCCUGAUGACAAUAUAACCACCACGGCGUUUGUGUGUUUUGACAUGUUCCGUGUGGUUAUAAUCAAAAAUAGUUCGAUG